Arachis ipaensis is the source of this 1245-nucleotide messenger RNA. NCBI's taxonomy places the organism in Eukaryota, Viridiplantae, Streptophyta, Magnoliopsida, Fabales, Fabaceae. The record is from RefSeq and is a predicted model, not a curated record.
AACGUAAGGGAAUUAACGUUAAUCAUAAUUAUUAUAUUCAAUAAUAAAUGUAAAAUUAAAUUUUCCUUUUAAUUGUUUUUGGUAGGGAGGUUAUCCUCCUUUCAAUUUCCAUUGUUGGCUUUCUCUUGGCUUUUAGGGUAUGUUUGGUUGAAGGGUAAAUGAUAUAGAAAAACAUUUGUGCUGUUUAAUAACUACUACGUUGAGUUGCUAUUUUAUAGAAUCGUGCUUUGUGAAGUUUGAUAGUAAUUUGCUAGGUUAAUACUCAAAAUCGUCCCGGAAAGAAAAGAUCACGCGAUCUCCAUUUUCAUCAUGAAUGAUUUUUUUUAAUCAAAUUAGUUCUUGAAUGAUUUUUUUUUUUAAAUCAUGUUCGUCCUUCCGAUAACUUCCUCACGCUAUCGUUAACGAUCUGCUGACCUGGAACGUGAAGUGGCAAGACAAAUUAUACCUGGCAUGCCGUGUGUAUUGCUGACGAUAUAUGUUUAGCAAAAUGUAUCAAUUUACUCCCUAAAUCUCAAUUAAAUAAACCCUAAUUCCCAUCUUCCCAUGAACAUGAUGCAUUGCUCGAGUGUUGUUGCUGUUCCAGCUGCUAUUGAGGGAGGAGAAAAUCGAUUUCGACGCUAUGAUGGGAGCAGAAGUGGAGGUCCCAGUGGUGGGUUGCCGUCGCACUCACAUAGUAGCUAUGCUUCGAGCUCGUCCAUGCGAAGAAGAAGGAAAAACGAUGAGGAAACCUGUUGUAUUAUCAACCACUGCAACUUUUUCUUCAGGGAGCCAAGGAAAAUACUCCUACCUUUAGCUUGGGCAGAGUUGAAGAGGGUGAAUAUGCAGUUGAUUUUCAUGCCCGGUUAUCCCUGUUACAAGCCUUCUCCGUUUGCGUCGCCAUUUUGCAUGGCACUUAACCAUUAUCUCAAUGUAAUUCACUGGAAAUGCUUAUGAGAGAGGAAGCAGAGCUUUUUAUGCAAUCAAAGGAGAAGAACAAGACUCUACCUUAUGUAAUGAUGCACCUUUUUCUCCUGUUGCACGAGUAUAACAAAAAUGGGAGCUACAGAUUCUACAUAUCUAAAGUAUAAAGAGUUAGAGACAGAACAGAACAGAAUGCAUUGCUCCAUAGGAGAAAUUGAAUUAUUCUUUAUAGUAAUUUAGUUUUAUUUAUUCUAUAAUCUGUAAAAUGUAAAUGGAAUAGAGUUAAUUUUGUCCACAAACUUGUAUUAUAAUGGGAUAGUUAGAACUUAGAAAGGAAAAAAUGUA